This is a messenger RNA of Felis catus (domestic cat), 6115 nucleotides long. RefSeq names its product multifunctional ROCO family signaling regulator 1 (gene MFHAS1). The record is from RefSeq and is a predicted model, not a curated record. Gene Ontology annotation, molecular function: protein binding. Bases 141 to 3290 code for a protein of 1049 amino acids. The transcript has 4 exons. NCBI's taxonomy places the organism in Eukaryota, Metazoa, Chordata, Mammalia, Carnivora, Felidae.
GCUAGGACCCUCAGCCGCCGGUCGCCGAGGGCUGGUGGGAAGGGAGGGGCGAGAGGGCCCGGGAGACUGGCGCCCGCCCGGGCGCAGCGCGGCAUGUAGCUGCGGGCGCCGGCGCGAGGGUGUCGGCCCGGGGCCCCGCCAUGGCUGGGAAGGACAGUGGGAACCUGAAGACGGUGAGGCUGUGGCGGGACGCCGCCCUGCGCGCCAGGAAGCUGCGGAGCAACCUGCGCCAGCUCACCCUCAGCGCGGCCGGGGGCUGCCCGGGGGCCGGCGCCGAGCAGCUCGACUCCCCCGACGCCCCGCAGCUCGUGCUGCCGGCCAACAUCGGGGACAUUGAGGUGCUGAACCUGGGGAACAACGGCCUGGAGGAGGUGCCCGACGGGCUGGGCUCGGCGCUGGGCAGCCUGCGCGUCCUGGUCCUGCGCAGGAACCGCUUCGCCCGGCUGCCCCCGGCCGUGGCUGAGUUGGGCCACCACCUCACCGAGCUGGACGUGAGCCACAACCGGCUGACCGCCCUGGGCGCGGAGGUGGUGAGUGCCCUGCGGGAGCUGCGCAAGCUGAACCUCAGCCACAACCAGCUGCCCGCCCUGCCGGCCCAGCUGGGGGCCCUUGCCCACCUGGAGGAGCUGGACGUCAGCUUUAACCGGCUGGCGCACCUGCCCGACUCCCUCUCCUGCCUCUUCCGCCUGCGCACCCUCGACGUGGACCACAACCAGCUCACCGCUUUCCCGCGGCAGCUGCUGCAGCUGGCGGCCCUGGAGGAGCUGGACGUGUCCAGCAACCGGCUGCGGGGCCUACCUGAGGAUAUCAGUGCCCUGCGUGCCCUCAAGAUCCUCUGGCUGAGCGGGGCCGAGCUUGGCACCCUGCCCAGCGGCUUCUGCGAGCUGGCCAGCCUGGAGAGCCUCAUGCUGGACAACAACGGGCUGCAGGCUCUGCCCGCCCAGUUCAGCCGCCUGCAGCGACUCAAAAUGCUCAACCUCUCCUCCAACCUCUUCGAGGAGUUCCCUGCCGCGUUGCUGCCCCUGGCUGGGCUGGAGGAGCUCUACCUUAGCCGCAACCAGCUCACCUCCGUGCCAUCCCUCAUCUCGGGCCUGGGCCGGCUGCUCACCCUCUGGCUGGAUAACAACCGGAUCCGCUACCUGCCCGACUCCAUUGUGGAGCUGACCGGCCUGGAGGAGCUGGUGCUGCAAGGGAACCAGAUCGCAGUGCUGCCGGACAACUUUGGCCAGCUCUCGAGGGUGGGCCUGUGGAAGAUCAAGGACAACCCGCUGAUCCAGCCCCCCUACGAGGUCUGUAUGAAGGGGAUCCCCUACAUCGCAGCCUACCAGAAGGAGCUGGCUCAUUCACAGCCGGCCGUGCAGCCCCGCCUCAAGCUGCUUCUGAUGGGCCACAAGGCUGCGGGGAAGACCCUUCUCCGCCACUGCCUCACGGAGGAGAGAGUGGACGGAAACCAAGGAGGAGGGGACAAGGAGAAGAGCUACCCGCCUGCGGCUCCUUCUGUGAGCAAAGGCAUCGAGGUGACCAGCUGGACGGCCGACGCUUCGCGGGGGCUGCGGUUCAUUGUGUACGACUUAGCCGGGGAUGAGAGUUACGAGGUGAUCCAGCCCUUCUUCCUCUCCCCAGGAGCCCUUUAUGUGCUGGUGGUGAACCUGGCCACCUACGAGCCGCCCCGCUUUCCCACCACCGUGGGCUCCUUCUUGCACCGGGUGGGGGCCCGCGUGCCUCACGCCGUGGUGUGCAUCGUGGGCACGCACGCAGACUUGUGUGGGGAGCGGGAGCUGGAGGAGAAGUGCCUGGACAUUCACCGCCAGAUCGCCCUGCAGGAGAAGCACGACGCCGAGGGGCUGAGCCGGUUGGCUCGGGUGGUGGACGAGGCCCUGGCCCGGGACUUCGAGCUGCGCUCCGCCAGCCCCCACGCAGCCUACUACGGGGUUUCCGACAAGAACCUUCGGCGGCGCAAGGCCCACUUUCAGUACCUGCUCAACCACCGGCUGCAGAUCCUCUCCCCGGUGUUGCCCGUUAGCUGCAGGGACCCUCGCCAGUUACAGCGCCUUCGGGACAAACUGCUCUCGGUCGCCGAGCACAGGGAAAUCUUCCCCAAUUUACACAGAGUGUUGCCUCGGUCCUGGCAGGUGCUGGAGGAACUGCAUUUCCAGCCGCCCCAGGCGCAACGACUGUGGCUGAGCUGGUGGGACUCCGCUCGCCUGGGCCUGCAGGCGGGGCUGACCGAGGACCGGCUGCAGAGCGCCCUUUCCUACCUGCACGAGAGCGGCAAGCUGCUCUACUUCGAGGACAGCCCAGCCCUCAAGGAGCACGUCUUCCACAACCUCACCCGCCUCAUCGACAUCCUCAAUGUCUUCUUCCAGCGGGAUCCUUCCUUGCUGCUGCACAAGCUGCUUCUGGGGACCAGCGGCGAGGGUGAGGGCGAGGGGGAAAGUUCCCCACCGGCGGCGGCGCCCACCCCGGGCCAGGAACUGCUCCGGACCACCCAGCUCCAUCACUAUGUGGAGGGCUUUCUGCUUCAUGGGCUCCUGCCAGCCCAUGUCAUUCGGUUGCUGCUGAAGCCUCAUGUCCAGGCCCAGCAGGACUUUCAGCUGCUGCUGGAGCUGCUGGAGAAGAUGGGACUCUGUUACUGCCUCAAUAAACCCAAGGGCAAGCCUUUGAAUGGGUCCACGGCCUGGUACAAGUUCCCAUGCUAUGUGCAGAAUGACGUGCCCCACGCAGAGGCCUGGAUCAACGGGACCAACCUGGCCGGACAGUCUUUUGUGGCCGAGCAGCUGCAGAUUGAAUACAGUUUUCCCUUUACCUUCCCGCCCGGGUUGUUUGCACGCUACAGCGUCCAGAUCAACAGCCACGUGGUACACAGAUCGGAUGGUAAACUUCAGAUCUUUGCAUAUAGAGGGAAGGUUCCUGUGGUGGUCAGUUACAGACCUGCCAAGGGGGUCUUGCAGCCAGACACUCUGUCCAUUGCCAGCCAUGCCUCGUUACCAAAUAUAUGGACGGCGUGGCAAGCCAUAACCCCCUUGGUAGAGGAACUGAAUGUCCUACUUCAGGAAUGGCCUGGACUGCACUACACCGUGCACAUUCUCUGUUCUAAGUGCCUUAAGAGAGGGUCGCCCAAUCCACACGCUUUCCCAGGGGAGUUGCUGAGUCAGCCCAGACCAGAAGGAGUGGCCGAGAUCAUUUGCCCGAAGAACGGCAGCGAGCGAGUGAAUGUUGCCUUGGUUUACCCACCUACACCGACUGUGAUCAGCCCCUGUUCCAAGUCAAAUCAGAGACUUGUCAUUUAACUGCCUGCCUUUGACCAUGUGUAAAAUAAUGGUGCUGCCAUGCGCUUUAUAAAGAAAAACCAUCGAUGACUGUUAUUUAACUGGAUCUUCCUUAUAAAUUCCAAGUUUUUCUAUUUCUCAUUUAAAAAUUUUUCUGUGUUUUAUUUCCCUAUGGGGAGAGACAGAGAAUAAAGAGAAGAACGUUGGUGAAAAGCACAGAAACCAAUGACUUCUAUGGCUAUGGAAUUUCCGUGGAGAAAAGAGAGCAUCAGAACUCACCUGGACCAUCAUUCGUACCGGCAAACCCUCCACACUCCCACACGCGUUCCGUGAACUUGAGUAAUAACUGUCCAGGGUGCUUGCAGAGGAGGGAGCGCACCUGGCCUGUAGAUGAGGUGGGGGAGGGGCGGGGGAGGACGGGGGUGGGGGGGGAAGAACAUGGAGCAAAUGUUUUACAACCUGAACCUCAGAACUGUGAUCCUCCAAGGAGAGCGCUACUUGAAGAAAAGAAAAAAAAAAAAAAGUCGAAUGGCUUCUCAGGGAUUUUGUUUUCUGUGCACAUAUAAGCCAUAGUUGCAGUACAGGUGGCCGUGUUUUGAGCACUCAGAUUUCAGUUCUGUUAAAUGUGAAAGAAGGAUCGACUGACCGUUCAUUGCUGUUCCGUAACUAGUGUAAAAUAUGUAUAUGUUUAUCUUUAUUUUUAUAAUAUGCAAAUACAUUUAAAUUUAUACAGUUCGAAGCUUCUAGCGUUAGUUAACACUGGGUGCAAUAUUCUGCAUGAGGACUGUGCCAAGAUGGGGCUGGUUUCUUAUUUUAGCAAAAGGCCUUUCUGUUCAUUCUUUCAUCUUUAGUCCUUCUGAGAUUUUAAAAAACCCAUCUGUCUGCCCAUGGAUUAAGUGCUGGUUCGCAGAGGUUGUGAUAAUCAGCAAGAACCUUACCUGUAUUUCAGGCAGUGUCUCCUCCCCUUCUUUUAAAUAAAGGUCCCUGCCUGCAAGCCUGUUCCUUGGGCAGGCUGGUGGGAUUCUUGUUUUUCUUUGCCCACAUUUCCAGUGGUGCUGGGCAGAAUGUUCCUUGCUCCCAGCUUCCUGUUGACAUUACGUUGUCACUAGAUGAUAUGCUAAUGGAUUCUUCAGGGGCAGAGGACAGAGGGGUCGUGGAAGCCUGGUGGUAGGAUUCUUCAGGGGAGGGGGGCAGAGGGGUCAAGGAGUCCAUGGAAAAUCUGAGUCUUUCAAUAGCUUAAGAUAAUCAGGAGUCAGUUGUGAAUGGUGCAAAGAGCUUUGCUAAUGAGUACUUCUCUCUCUCUCUCUCUCUAGAACAGAGUCUGUGAAAUUUAGCAGAGCACUUUGAAAGCCCUUCACAUCUGGCGGUCAGACCUUGAGAUAGUGAGCUCCCUAACUGGAGAGCAUAGUCCCGCAUUGGUUAUUUAUAAAUACAGAGCCUCUGAUUGGAUGGUCUGCUGCCAAGAACUAGUAAAACCAUUGUUUUAAAAUCUCCACCAAGUAAAACGUGAAAAGCAAAGCAAAUUGCUCUCGUCUACUCCUAAUUGGGGCCAAACAGUAUCUGCUGCAAUAGUAACACGUUCUUUGAAGAGUAUAAAGGACUCUGUUUACAGCUGCCUCCUCUGUGUGUUGAUGGAAAAAUGUGUAAGACAAACUGUUUCCUCACCAGUGUAAGGCAUGAAAAGUGAGUCAGCUGGUAUUAUUCUUUUACUUCUUUUAUAAAGUAUUGACUCUUGGAAUGCCACUAUACAAAGUCUCAACAUAUUUUUUAAAAGAAACAAGCAAAGCAGCUGCAUUGUGGAAAAUCUUAAGUUGAGUUUUGUAGAUUUUGUGCCCCAGGAGUUGACUUCACUAACUCCAGAACCUCAGUGAAACAAGUAUGAUUUGUCAUGAUCAUAAAAUCAAAUGGGAUCAGACUAUUUCUGCAUUUUUUGAUACUUGAAUACGACACCUCAAUCUUGAGAUUUUGUUUUCUUUUAGAACACAGUCACGAGAUUACCUGCUUAAUCCUUUGGUCACAGUUCUCUGUGUGCGUGCGUGCGUGUGUGUAAACUGAAUGGUAACAUUUAAUUGCUUUAUGGACCAUCGAAUUGUUGGGCAUAGGAGUUUUGUAAUUGGCACGAGACAGUUCCUAAACUGUCAAAUUAACUGACUUUGACCAGUCUUUUUUUGCAAGGACACUUAAGGAUGUGACUUCGGGCUAACUCCCCAGGGGACCAUAUUAAGUGAAAAAAAAAAAAAAUGCUCCUUUGGGUGACAUACCCUGCAAGGUGUUUAUCAUAAUUAUGAACAUAAAUGCCCACAUUCUUAAUAUCUGCUAUUUUUUGACAAGUGAUGUUUUGUGCUGUCAUCUGAACCCUAGAGAAGCAGUGUAAGAAGAAAUCUUGGUGUCACAUGUGUUUCGGCAAAAAGGUCGUCAUGAUUGAGGGUCAUGUGACCAAAAGAAGCUCCAGAAAAGCUUGAGAACUUGCUUCAGGGUGGGGGGGAGGGUUGGAGAUACAGAAAACACUCUGCUCUACUGGAAUUUUCAGUGCCUGUGCAGGAAAUUCCGUUUUCUCUUUCCAUACCUGGGAAGGCUCGGCCAGCCGAGGUGGACGGGCAGUUCACAAAGCACAAGGGGGAGUCUUUCCAGACCAAGUAGCCCUCGCCUGGCAAACAAACGCCCUUCAAGUCUGUUAUGGUUUCUAUUCUUGCAACCAAUGGUAUCAAAACCGCUUCCUGGAAUUGUAAAAGUGCUGCCAGAAUAAAUGUUUUUCCCCCUUCCAAGAAAAAAAAUGACAGUGCUCAUAUUUGACAUUUGUGCGUUGGACUCUUUUGAAUGAAUAAAAAGGAAAGGGUUUGGUAUAA